AUGGCUGAUGUCUUAGUCGCCGAAGAGGCCGCCGCAACAGCUACAUCUCGGCCACUGGAAUUUGUGAACGCGUGGCACAACUUUACCCUAUGGACGACUCAGCACCUGGGCAUUGCCAUGAACAUAUCCCGGCUAGCGCCUUCGCUCGAAGACCUUGUCUGGGCCGGACCUAGAAUGGUGAUGAAGCUGGGCAAGUUCGGCGGCUCGUUCAUCUCGUUUCCCGAUGCCAUCGACGUCUUCGGUCAGCGAGUCUCGUCCAGUCUAGCCGACCCCAACAUGUUCGCCAUGGAAUCAUCGUCGUCUGCUGUUCCCAUGGCUCAGAUCGAGUCCUUUGUCGAGUCAGUCAGCUUUUCGUCCCCCUCGUCUGUUGUCUCUGCCGCUGCUGCUGCCGCCACUGCGACCCAAGACCAAAGUUCUUCCAACUCGGGAUUUUCGCUGGAAAGUUCGAGGGGAAUUGGGACAUUUUUUAGUUACGCUACCAGCAAGUGGGCACUUUGUUGCGUUGCAAUGGCCGUCAUCAUCAAUCGCACUCACGUUUUCGCUGCAACACGUCGGAGACUUGUCCUUCGGUGGCCGCUCCGCUUGCUCUUGCGGAUCGGCCCAAUCGUGCUGCUGCUCAUUCAGGUUAGGAGCCUUCUUCAAUCGAUCCAGUGCCAGACCUCCCCCGAUUUUGCCCAGUUACGCUGGGGCAAUGCAAACAAAAGUUCCGAGCUUAUGUUUGCAUUCCCCAAUAGCGUCUUGAACCAGUUAAGCUCCGCACUGCUCCUGGGCGCCAGCGACCAAGAAUCUUGCCGCUCGGUCCGGAUGAUACCGUGGGACAGUCACCAGCAGCCAGAGCUUGUUGGCUCUCUUUCAAAGCUGUGGCCACUUUUCGCGACUUUUUGCUUCAGCCAGUUUGUUGAAGUUCUUUCCUGUGUCCUCCAAGGCCGCCCAGUGGCAGCUGAGACUGGCAUGACAUUGUUUGAGCACUCCCUGGCCUUUGCUGAAGCCGAAGCUGCCGUUGGUAAUCAGCUGGGAUGGAGUCUUUUCACCAACAAGUCAACCAUUUCUCAGGGGAGUUCACUAGGAGGGUCGGCAGUUGCCCUGACAAGAUCGAUGAUCAUGAAGCGGGUCAAUACUUCUCCCGAGGUGUUGUUCGUCGCCUUUAUCUCUGCGAUGAGUCAUAUAACGAGCCACAUACUCGGGCUUUUCAAUCUCCAAUCCAAGUUUCGGCUCAUCAGCACUGGCUUUUGGGGACUCUGCUUCAUGGCCGGCAUCUUCCUGAGUGCGCUUAAUUUCUCCCUCGAUGAUCCAUCAGCCCAAGGACUCUUAAGGUUCCCUACCGUUUGUAUCGUCGGCUUUAUCCCACACAUCUUGGUGUUGGCGGGCAUUUGGGCAUGUGCGGUUGUUUACGUCACUGCUCUUCUACUUUCUGCUCUUGCUAUGCCCUCAUCAGGAGAAGAUGGCCAUCGCUUGUCUCUCAGGCAGCGCCUAGUUCGCGCACAUGCUAACAUGCAAACAAACAUCUCACUCUCAGACAUUCGUAUCAGGACGGACAUGGAUUUCUAUUCUGCACUCCUGCGGGCUGGCUUCGGGGCCAUUACCAUGGCAAGUGAAGCUGUCUACCUCAACGAGGACCGUUGCGUGGAGUUGAAGCGAUGCACCUGGUUAGAGGAGGACCGCCUCCGCGAAAUGGAGGAGAUGCGCAUGCAAUGGAUAGCCGGUGGCGUUCCCGGCUCUCGCUUUGACGAAGUUGGGGCAAUCGGGCUGGUCCCGAUCAAAAAUGGACAGGCAAACGCCACGAGCGGAUAUGCAAGAGAGAGGGCUGCACAGCAAAUCCCAAAAAAUAAUGCUUCUGGCAGGAGGAUCAGGGAUGGUGUGGGUGCCUCGGAAAGAAGUUCACGGUGGCUCAUGGCCGUUGAGUACGUGCUGCAUGUCGGACGGCUGCUUAUUGUCACUUGGGCUCUCUGCACGGUGAAAAUCUUGACGGUCUUCGGUGUACGCACUCCUCCAAGGUGGCUGCAAGGCUUGUCACAGAGGCCCAAACCCGAGUCUCGCGAAAAGAGGAGGUCAGGACGGCGUGAGCGCGGGCUCAACGUCGAUGUUUUGUCACCUGGGGAAGGGAAGUCCUUCAUUACCAUUCCACGGACAGACCAGGUCGAUGUUGAGGCUGAAUUACGGCGCCACAUGGUUCCCAACUCUGCAGAUGCCACUAAUCAAAACAAUCCCCCGAUUGAUGAGGAAGAAGUGGAUUUCAAACUCUACAGCUACUUCCUAAGGGGAGGCUGGUGGGGAGCCAACGACUCCAGUGGUGAUUAUGUCCCACCAUCACCACAAGGCACUGAUAUCAAUGACCCCGACUUUGACACCACUAGUGUUGUCUCCACAACUGAGACUACCAUUGAUAGCGAGCUUGACUGGGAAUCAGAUCAUGGUGACAAUGACGCACUCGACGACGGCCAACGUACUCCCACCCAACGCGACCACGUCCCUCUUUCAUUUGCUGAGGCUCUGGUUUCUGCUCGUGCGUCGCGCGAAUCGACCCCCGUCGUCGACACUCCUAUCUCCCCUGCAGACCUUGCCCGGCUGUUGAACCCGCAGAGCCCAGAAGACCGCGAGGAAGCCCGCACUUUGGCCGCUCACCUUACCAGCGAUGGUAUCAUGACACGGUCGCGCUUCCGCCAGUAUCUGCAACGCCAACGCGCGCAGAUCCUGCUGACGGGCAACUACAGCUAUUUAUCUCAACCCAGUCAGAGCAACCGCAAACCGAUCAUUGUCGAGAAGAUGACCCCGGAAGAAGAAGCUUGUCGGCUCGAAGAACUCCUCCUUUCCCGUCGGCGCGCGGCAGCCGCCGCCAAGGCUUCUGCAUCCAAGGAGACAGCAGGUUCAUCCUGGGCCACCGGUGCAGAAGGUCUCGGCCCGGACGGGCCGCAGUGUGUGGUUUGCCAGAGUGCGCCACGCACAAUCAUUGUGUGGCCUUGCCGGUGUCUGAGCCUAUGUGAUGAUUGCCGUGUGUCAUUGGCGAUGAAUAAUUUUGACAAAUGCGUCUGCUGCCGGCGGGACGUGAUCAGUUUCAGCCGGAUUUAUGUGCCAUGA
Thermochaetoides thermophila DSM 1495 is the source of this 3075-nucleotide messenger RNA. RefSeq names its product putative amino acid sensor-independent protein. The transcript has a single exon. Gene Ontology annotation, molecular function: ubiquitin protein ligase activity. Bases 1 to 3075 code for a protein of 1024 amino acids. The record is from RefSeq and is a predicted model, not a curated record. NCBI's taxonomy places the organism in Eukaryota, Fungi, Ascomycota, Sordariomycetes, Sordariales, Chaetomiaceae. Gene Ontology annotation, biological process: protein ubiquitination; ubiquitin-dependent protein catabolic process.